Molecule: messenger RNA, 857 nt
Organism: Aplysia californica (California sea hare)
Lineage: Eukaryota; Metazoa; Mollusca; Gastropoda; Aplysiida; Aplysiidae
Product: receptor-type guanylate cyclase gcy-15-like
Exons: 5
Coding region: 1-816 (271 amino acids)
Biological process (GO): receptor guanylyl cyclase signaling pathway; cGMP biosynthetic process; intracellular signal transduction
Molecular function (GO): guanylate cyclase activity; peptide receptor activity
Source: RefSeq, a predicted model, not a curated record
AUGUGGCGCGUCAUCACCGAGAAGGGACUUUUAGGAUGCACCAUACAUUGUGCAAGACGAGAAGCAUCCACUAGAGAUAGAGAUAAUUACAGAGGUCGGUUAAAGCACCAUCACCUCAAUGCGGUAGAGAAAAGAGUUAACGGGUCUCCUUUUGUUACACAAAAGAGGUCACCCUUGAUCGACAGCUCUUCAGGAAAGAAAGAAGAAGACAUAGAACGUAUAGAGAAGAAAAGACGCCAAUACAAUUCAAGGGAGACCGCCCAGGACUCGCUGGCAAGAGACGUGGUGGAGGGGUUAGAGCACGAGGUAGAGAUCCUGACAGAAGCGCUGGUCGAGUCUACGUGCGUUAUGAUCGUCGCCCUAGUGCUCUUCCCUAUCGUCAUCAUCGCCGUGCACAGACUCACUCACAGGAUACAGGCCUACGCACAAACACUGCAGGAGAGAACCAAAGACCUGGACACGGAGAGGAAAAGAAGCGAGACGCUGCUGUUUGAGCUACUGCCCGUGUCUGUGGCACAGCGGCUUCUGAACCACGAGAACGUCCCACCCGUGUCCUACCCGGCCGUCACCAUCUUCUUCUCGGACAUGGUGGGAUUCACAGCCAUCUGCAGCCGCAGCACACCCAUGCAGGUGAUAGACAUGCUCAAUUACCUGUACAGGAUGUUUGAUGACAUCAUAGACACCUAUGACGUCUACAAAGUGGAGACCAUCGGUGAGUGCGUCUUAGGGAUGGUUGCUGAGUUGUUGAUGUUGUUGUUGUUGUUGUUGUUGCUGUUGUUGUUGUUGUUGUUGUUGUUGUUGUUGAGAGUCAGGUGAAAGGGUGCGACAAGGGGUAAGUGUCAUUGUUGCUGCUGUUG